GCGGCCCCUGGCAACGGGGCGGGCCGCGCCCGACGCCAUGGCGGCCGCCGGCAGCCCCAGCGUCUUCCUGCUGGCGGUCAACGGGCAGAUCGAGAGCGGGCAGUUCCCCGGAUUUGACGACCUGUACUGCAAGUUCUGCUUCGUCUACGGCCAAGACUGGGUUCCCACAGCGGGCCUGGAGGAGGGCAUCUCCCAGAUCACCUCCAAGAGCGACGUCACGCCCACCACACUCGUCUGGAACUUCCCCAUCGACAUUACCUUCAAGAGCACCAACCCGUCUGGCUGGCCGCAGAUUGUAGUGAGCGUCUACGGACCUGACUUCUUUGGAAACGAUGUGGUCAGAGGUUAUGGAGCUGUUCACGUUCCCUUCACACCUGGAAGGCAUACAAGAACCAUCGCUAUGUUUGUUCCAGAGUCUACAUCUACGCUGCAGAAGUUUACAAGCUGGUUCACAGGGAGACGUCCAGAAUUUACUGACCCCAGAGUGGUAGCCCAGGGAGAAGGAAGAGAAGUAACGAGGGUGCGAUCUCAAGGCUUUGUGACCAUUUCCUUCAACGUAGUGACCAAAGAUAUGAAGAAGUUGGGCUACGACGUGAGCCCGAGUGACAUGCAGAGCCCUUCUCUGGUGCCUGUUACAGAAGGGAUUCCCAAGUAUUGAACUCAGGCGGGGGAUGUUCAAAAGCUCACAGAGAAGUUAAGCACUUUGGGGCUUUUUGUGGCAAAGGGAAAUGAGUAUCUGCCUAAACUGGGAACAUUUCACUUGAGACCAUUAUCCCAAAAGAAACACAAGCCCAUGAGGCUUUGGAAUAAUUACCCAAGUAUAAUUCUUGCAGUAAGCAUACCGGUUGAAGUAUUAUGUAAAUUAAUGUAAUCAGAUGAAAGUUCGCAUUUUUAUGAGUAAUAUCAGACUAUCUUAAAAUAAGAUCUGUAACAAAAUAUUUUUAUAACAGCCUUUUGUAUACUCUUUAUAUACUUAAAGAAUAGGAGAGUUUAUAGUUGUAGCAGUUUUCCUGUGUUUAGAAGAUCAUUGCAAACCCAGUUCUUCUUACUAAUGUUUUUUUUUGGUAGAAAUGGGAAAUUGAAAUUAUUGCACCUUCCAAAAAGGAGGGAACAUGGAAAAACUCCAGCGAAAUGCACACACACUUCCCUGUGCCAGGUGCUUCCCUCUGCAAAAGCAACAGCAGUUUUCUUUAUAAUCCCACAUCAUCCUUUAGAGUUUGUGCCACUAAUUAAAAUAGCUCACGCACAGUAGAAACAAACCUUCCCACAUUUUUCUGUGAAGGAACCUGGGCUUUUGCAUUUAGAACAAGAUGAUGACUCUUCCAUUUCCAGGUUUUAUUUCUGCAUCAAUCUUCUGGAAGAAAAAGAAAAGGGCAGCCAGUUUAUUUUAGAGGCGUUAGAGAGACCACGGUGUUAAAACAUAUCCUUGCUGCAUGGUUUUAACUUCCGGUAGAACAAAUUGCAUGGUAAGUGCAGAUAUUGAGUAAAAAAAAAAAAAAAAACUUUAGAGAAAGGCUCGGCAAAGAAAGUAGAGUCUCAGUAAGCCAGCUGCUACGUGUGCAGUCCUCAGCAGCGUUUAGCUCCGCGUCGGGUGCCAGAGACACAGGACAGCGGGGACGUUCUCCUCCCUUCAGCAGGUCCCUCCAGCCAGUACAUAACACAGCGAAUGUACCUCGGCUUUCCUUAGCUGGUUUUCUUAUCAAAAGAAAGGCAGUAGGAAAGCAGCAUAGCGAUGUUCAUGCCUGCCGUACUCAGGUUUUCUUUCCCACUGUGUAACCUCAGAGAAGGACCAAGAAGAUGUUGGUUGUUAUUAGUGUGUGACGGGAGCUCCAAAGCCAAUGAUGUGCUGUCCUUCGAUGGCCGCAGCGUAAGGGCACAGAGCUGGCCUGGGCCUGAAGAGCUUCUCUGAUGUCGUACCAUGGCCUUUUGCUGAAUCCCCCUCUAAGCUAAUGUUAGCGCUCUUCUUUAGGCUGAAUAAACACAGUUUUCUAAAUACAUUGAUUUGUCUUUCUACUGCUAGGGGGUUUAUUUGUUUGUGCCAGAAUGGAUGUUUCUAAGCCCUAAAUCAUCCAGGAUCUGGUAUUCUUACAGGUACAAAAGAGAAAGUAGCGUAUGCUCCAAUGAUAUGACUAAUUGCUUAGUCAUUUUCAUAUUUAAAUUUGGGCAUGUAAUCUCUUGUGUUUGACUGCAAAUACCAAGCGAUGACUGUGAGAACGACUUAACAUGAUGCCACCCUGUAAGUGAACUACCAAGACCUUGAAACUGUAGAAAUACAAGUAAUAACAGACAGUGUUGAACUGCGGAGCCUCCAGGACAUAUCAAACAAAGCGCCCAGUUAGCGAGAGUUACUAUUUCCUGCUGAGCGGUGUGACUGAAUAAAUAUAAUUUCUGAAAAGAUAAUGUGAUCA
Molecule: messenger RNA, 2408 nt
Organism: Chroicocephalus ridibundus (black-headed gull)
Lineage: Eukaryota; Metazoa; Chordata; Aves; Charadriiformes; Laridae
Gene: B9D1
Product: B9 domain containing 1
Exons: 7
Coding region: 38-658 (206 amino acids)
Biological process (GO): cilium assembly
Cellular component (GO): MKS complex
Source: RefSeq, a predicted model, not a curated record